AAGGUAUACCUUACCGGAAGAGUUCUCUAAAAACAAAAACCUUAGGAGUUUACUUUUGAAAAGAACUUUAAGAGGUGACAAAUUCGUUAUUACUUCCAUUUUUAGUCUAUUUGUGAUAAAUCCCCAUAGGAAAUUACUUCCAUUUUUUAGUCUAUUUGUGAUAAAUCCCCAUAGGAAAUUACUUCCAUUUUUUAGUCUAUUUGUGAUAAAUCCCAUAGGAAAAACAGGUCUGGUCUGGUCUAGUGGUGGACCGGGACCAGCCCGCACUACAAGAAAAAGUAUAUUGGGCAAUGAACUAAUAUGUAAUGUGCGACGCAAUUUUAUAUCGUUGUGUUUGAGUAAGCAUUUGGACGACGGACAUGAAACAUAGCACUAGAUGUAUCCUUCCGCAACGAGUAAAUAUGGGCGUUGCACAAAGAAAGGUUUGGGCAACUCUCAUGAAAAUCGUCGCUCUAAAAUUAUUUUUUGCCAUCAAAUCUAAUUUUCGCCGCCUAAGUUUCGAGAAUUGGCAACAUACUCAAUAAAUCAUUAAGGGAUUUCUAGUGAACCUUGAACUUAGAGGAACUGUAAAAUAUGAAUAUUACUUCAUCAUAUGGAAAUAAAACACUAAGAUGCUCACUAAGAUGGAAAUAAAACUGUUGUCAUAUGUUGUGUACUUCUAGAUGUUUUAUGUAUACAGAAUAAUAAAAGAUAUAUUCUAUUUAUUGAAGGGAAAAAAUAUUUGAAAGAGUGAGAAUAUUAGUGAUUGUGAAACUGUUGUCAUCACAUGAUCUAUUUUUCUUUAGGAUCUAUUAUUUCAAUGCAUACGCCUUAGAUAUAAUUCUUAUAUGGGUUAUACUACGUAUGAAGUAAUCAGGAAUUCUUAAAUCUUUCCUUGAUGUUGAAUACCAUUUCUCAUUAUUUUUCUCACAAAAAAAAAAAUUUGUCAUCUCUUAGAUAGUGUAAAGCUAAUUUGAAUUACUAUUGUCAAUUCCAUUUAUUCCGUGUUGGUCAAUUUUUUUAUCUCAUUUUAAAAGAAGAAGGAUGUUGUUCAGUUGGAAGCCCCUGAAGGACUUCAUAAGGUCAAAUCUGAACUUAAGUGUGCUACUCAAAGCUAUCUGAUGGAGUACUAUUUUGAAACAAAUAGUGAGUGAUUGAACUCAUGUGCUGCAUGGUUUGCAGCUCUCCUUUGGGGUGAAAAACUUUCUGUUCGUAGCCUGCUUUUGUUCAAGUUCAUGAUCCAUCUCGUAAAGCUUUCAUUGGUAUUCAGGCUGACAAUAUAGGUAGUCAGGUUCCAGUGAUGCUAUUGCACUAUCAGGGAUUAUAUGAGCUAUUUGUUUCAAAAUUUGUGAAAAGUGAAGGCAGAGGCAUCAUAACAUAUUACACGGUGUAUCUGGAGCAAAUUGUGGACAUUCUAAUCAUUGUCAGCGAAAUCACUACGACACAGGUGGGCCCAAGAACCAAAGUAUGUCGGAGCUUCGUCCAAUGUGGUUCAGGAUCAAGGAUGAGGGAUCCUAAAAGAACUUCAAAUAUCACGAAGCUUUUCAACCUAUCCAAGGAAGAUGAUGUCAGGAAAUAUGUCAACAUGUACUGCAGGACAUUCACUAAUAAAAAGGGGAAGGAGGUUAACAAGGCUCCUAAAAUACAGAGGAAGAGGGCCAGAAUUGCUGAGAAGAAGCAAAGGAUAGCCAAGGCUAAGAGAGGCUCAGGAAUACCAGAAAUUGCUUAAGCUAUAUUGCAUUAAUGUACCCAUUCUUUUUGGACUUGGGUUUAUUUCCUAGUUUUGAUGUUUUAUGUUUUGGAGAUUUUGUUUAAAACAGUUGAGACUUGAUACCGCCUUUAUUUAUAUUUAGAUUGAAAUGUUUGGUUAAAAAAUGUAUAUUACUAUAUUAUAUCUCUUGAAAAAAAAUACUAUGUAUGUUGUUACACACACA
Messenger RNA from Cuscuta epithymum, 1913 nucleotides. The record is from the annotation of a GenBank genome assembly. Lineage: Eukaryota; Viridiplantae; Streptophyta; Magnoliopsida; Solanales; Convolvulaceae.